This is a messenger RNA of Ctenopharyngodon idella (grass carp), 1364 nucleotides long. RefSeq names its product translocase of inner mitochondrial membrane 17 homolog A (yeast) (gene timm17a). Gene Ontology annotation, biological process: protein import into mitochondrial matrix. The transcript has 6 exons. Gene Ontology annotation, cellular component: mitochondrial inner membrane; TIM23 mitochondrial import inner membrane translocase complex. The coding region runs from base 80 to 580 and encodes 166 amino acids. Lineage: Eukaryota; Metazoa; Chordata; Actinopteri; Cypriniformes; Xenocyprididae. The record is from RefSeq and is a predicted model, not a curated record. Gene Ontology annotation, molecular function: transmembrane protein transporter activity.
CGCCAAUAAACCUCAGAAGAAGAAGAAGACCGCAACAGCACGUGUUUUAUUACGUCAGUGGGAAAAGGAAAAGAACAAAAUGGAGGAGUACGCGAGGGAGCCUUGCCCCUGGAGGAUAGUGGACGACUGUGGGGGCGCUUUCACCAUGGGGGCCAUUGGUGGAGGGAUCUUUCAGGCCGUCAAAGGCUUUAGAAACUCUCCCUCAGGAAUGAAUCACAGAAUGAGGGGUAGUUUGACAGCCAUAAGGACCAGGGCUCCACAACUAGGAGGAAGCUUUGCUGUGUGGGGUGGCCUCUUCUCCAUGAUUGAUUGUGGGCUGGUGAAGGUGAGGGGCAAAGAAGACCCCUGGAACUCAAUCACAAGUGGUGCGAUGACAGGAGCCAUUUUAGCAGCAAGAAAUGGACCAGUGGCCAUGUUUGGCUCUGCUGCAAUGGGAGGUAUACUGCUUGCAUUAAUAGAAGGUGCAGGAAUCCUGCUCACAAGGUUCACCUCUUCACAAUUCCCAACUGCCCCACAGUUUGCAGAAGAGCCUGCUCCCAUGCCUGCUUCAUCAUUUGGAGACUAUAGACAGUACCAAUGAGAACCCUCUAUAACUCAAGGCCUUUUCUCAUUCCAUGAACUCAUCUGAGACACUGAAGUUACAGUGUGGACCUUGUUCAUCAACAGCAUGCCAUCAACCACGAAUGACUGUGACGAAGGGAAUAUGAAGGGCAAACACUAUUAUUCCUGUUAUAGCGUAUGCCUUUUGCUAUUCUCAGCCUUGUCAUUGUCCUCUGGGUCACCCUAUUUAAGUGAAAAGGAAAUCAAACUCAGACCUGUUUUUUCAUCUACAUGUUCUGUGUUUUUGUUUUCUGUGACCUCAUUUUGUUGCUGACACAGCUGGAAAUGUUUGAUGAAGCAAUAGGUAUACUGUUUGUUCAUGUUGAGCCCCAAUCAAUUGGCUGUAUAAAGUGUGUUUGUUGCGUGUGUGAAUGUGUUAAUACAAUUGUGUGUGUUUGUGUGUGCAUUAGAGUUUAAUACAUGCCUGUGUACUGAUUGUUUGCCUUAAUGUAAACCUUCUCAUGGGCUUCAAGAAGAUCGUAUAUAUAGUGGGGAUUUUUAUUGACUGGUCCAUGCCAAAUCUUCUUUUGCAAAGUAUGUUCCUUCACAAUUUACUUUUUGAAGUAGCUAUUUAUUUUCUAGUACAACUUCCUUGUUUCAAGAUGUUAUGCUAUAUUGUACUUUUAAAUAUUUCUCUAUAGUGAAUAUUAGGGGUUUUGUUUAAAUGCAUCAGAGAAAAAGUUGAUGAAUGGACAGAGUUGUCUCUUCUGGAGGAUAUAUGAGCCAAUUUAAGCGAAGAAACAUAAAUAAACUAGUUAUUACCA